UCCAGGCAGUCCAGACUCCUCAUCCUACUGGGAAGGAUGGGUGUGAAAACCUUCACUCACAACUCCCCCAGUCACAGCCAGGAGCUUUUGGAUAAGCUCAACACCCUACGCAGUGAGGGCCACUUCUGUGACGUCACUAUUCGCGUACAAGGCCAGAUGUUCUCGGCCCACAAGGUAGUGCUAGCUUGCUGUAGUGACUUCCUUCGAGCAAAGCUCUUUGGGAAGCCGGCUGAAGAUGACACUGUAAUUGUAGGCGAAGAUAACAAACAUGUGCUAGAUCUCCAACACGUGACGGUCGCCGGUUUCGCUCCUCUUCUGGAAUAUGCUUACACAUCCACCCUGUCCAUUAGUACGGAGAAUAUCAUCGAUGUACUAGCAGCAGCUAGCUACAUGCAGAUGUUUGCGGUGGCCAACACUUGCUCCGAGUUCAUGAAGUCCAGUAUCCUGUGGAACUCGGCAUCCUCGGGAGCAGGAGGCCCUGGUAGCAUCCAGCCUCCAGUUUUACACAGGCCCAAAGAAACCCCUGAAGGCCAUGCGAGCUGCACCCUUGCCCCUGUAGAUGCCCUCUCGCUGUCUCCGGUCUCGUCUGAGUGCAGUGUACCGGAGCGGCCCAUCCCUGUGUGCCGCGAGUCUAGACGCAAGCGCAAAGGCUUUGCGAGCCCGCAACUAGCAUCCUCAACCUCUCCACAAGUCCCCAACCCCUCUCCAUCCUCUUCCUCCUUCCCAGAGAGUUCAACCCAGGCUCUGGAACCAUCUCUGACCUUCUCCUGGACAUACCCCUUUGGUGUGGACCGGCGGUUUGCGUCAGAUAAGUCAAAACUACCCGAAGGUCUCCUGGAACCAUCUGAAGGGGGGCAGGACUCUAGUGGACGGGCAUUGGUGGAGUAUCUGGCUUGCGAGGGCCCACGCGGCCUGGGCGUAGGGGGCGUGGCAGGGGUGGAGGAGGAGGAAGAAGAGGAUGUGCAGGUGAAGGUGGAGAGGCUGAGUGAUGAAGAAGUGCAUGAAGAAGCUUCUCAACCA
Messenger RNA from Sinocyclocheilus anshuiensis, 1020 nucleotides. RefSeq names its product zinc finger and BTB domain-containing protein 44-like. The transcript has a single exon. The record is from RefSeq and is a predicted model, not a curated record. Gene Ontology annotation, biological process: regulation of transcription by RNA polymerase II. The annotation marks the transcript as partial. Gene Ontology annotation, molecular function: protein binding; DNA-binding transcription factor activity, RNA polymerase II-specific; RNA polymerase II cis-regulatory region sequence-specific DNA binding. Lineage: Eukaryota; Metazoa; Chordata; Actinopteri; Cypriniformes; Cyprinidae.